AUGGAGGUGUACAUCGAAAAAGACGAACUGCAAGGCUCGGAUACACAUGCUGGGGUCGAGUGUAGUGGCGGGGCUUUGCUUAAAGCUGCUUACAUACCGACGGGCAGAGGUAAACACAUGUUAGUAUUGAAUGGUUUUUCUUUCACCGAGACUAUGCCCACAUACUGGGUGUGCUCGCGUAAGAAGAAAAUGAACUGCGUCGCGACCGCGCGCACCAACCGCCGCCGCGAAGUGGUCUCCACCGCCCAUCAACAUAACCAUCCACGGCCGCGCUUCUAUCAUAAGACAGCCCAAAGGAUGAUUGAGCUUUGA
This is a messenger RNA of Chilo suppressalis (striped riceborer), 312 nucleotides long. The record is from the annotation of a GenBank genome assembly. NCBI's taxonomy places the organism in Eukaryota, Metazoa, Arthropoda, Insecta, Lepidoptera, Crambidae.